GCCGUAGCACUCGCGCUCACCCUAUAUAUUUCCGCCCCUUGAACCCCAAAAGAACAACUCAUCAGAGUUAGGACUCAAGUCUCAAACUCUCCUCAAGACCACAUAUAUUCCCCUGCGUAUAUACUAUAGUUUUCCAUCAGAUCAUCGACUUUUUGAACAAUACAUACAUACAGAAAAAAUGGCAGUAUCGAGCACUGCUGGUUUAGUGUUCACAGUGAGAAGGAAGACACCUGAGUUGGUGGCGCCGGCAAAGUCCACACCUCAUGAAUACAAACCACUCUCGGACAUCGACGACCAAGAAGGGCUUCGGUUUCAUAUCCCAGUCAUACAAUUUUAUCGCAAGGAUGGAGCGAUGGAAGGGAGAGACCCCGUGAAGGUGAUAAGAGAGGCAGUCGCAAAGACGCUGGUGUGGUACUACCCAUUCGCGGGUCGGCUGAGGGAAUUAGGAGCAGGGCGGAAGCUGAUGGUGGACUGUACUGGUGAAGGAGUACUGUUCAUCGAAGCCGAUGCUGAUGUUACGCUGGACCAUUUUGGUGACGCACUUCAACCUCCAUUCCCCUGCUUGGACCAACUCCUUUAUGAUGUCCCCGGCUCCGGAGGCGUCCUUGACUGCCCUUUGCUUCUUAUUCAGGUGACCCGGCUAGGGUGUGGUGGUUUCAUCGUAGCUCUACGUCUCAAUCAUACAAUGAGCGACGCGCCCGGGUUAGUUCAGUUUAUGGAGGCCGUGGGUGAAGUAGCACGAGGAGCAGAUUCCAUAUCCGUGCAGCCCGUUUGGCAGAGGGAGCUGCUAAGUGCUAGGAACCCACAGCACGUGACGUGCACACACCACGAGUAUGACGAGGUGCCCGACACCAAGGGAACUAUCAUCCCGCUAGAUGACAUGGCUCACCGUUCUUUCUUUUUCGGGCACAAAGAGGUCUCCGCACUCCGCAAGUUUGUCCCACCCCACCUCCAAGACAAGUGUUCAACAUUUGAGGUGCUAACGGCUUGCCUGUGGAGAUGCCGCACCAUUGCGCUUCAGCCUGACCCAGAGGAAGAAGUUCGCAUCCUUUGCGUUGUGAAUGCACGGGGCAAGUUCAACCCACCCUUGCCCGUUGGAUACUAUGGCAAUGCCUUUGCAUUCCCUGUGGCCAUGUCUACAGCGGGUAAGUUGUGCCAAAACCCGUUGGGAUAUGCAUUGGAGUUGGUGAUGAAGGCCAAAGCUGAUGUUACAGAAGAGUAUAUGAGAUCGCUGGCAGACUUAAUGGUGAUCAGAGGGCGACCCCAUUUCACUGUGGUAAGAAGCUACCUCGUGUCGGACGUAACCCGUGCUGGUUUUAGGGAUGUGGAUUUUGGGUGGGGUAAAGCGGCUUAUGGUGGGCCAGCCAAAGGAGGAGUAGGGGCCAUCCCCGGUGUGGCUAGCUUCUACAUACCUUUCACUAACAAGAAUGGUGAGACUGGGAUUGUGGUGCCCUUUUGCCUGCCAGGACCGGCCAUGGACAGAUUUAUGAUUCAACUUGACAGCAUGCUAAAUUCGAAAAAUCCAACCAAGAAUGGCAAAACUUCUAUUACAUCUGCCAUGUGACCCGAUCGAUCCCGGCAGCUUCAUGAUGAAACCAGCUCGUGUUGUUCUGAAAGCAGUAAAAGCUAGCUACAAUUUAAAAAAAAAAAAAGUAAUAAAAGAGGGGUCCGAAUAUUUGCCAGGGUUUAUAUUUGUCAUGUACGCAUACGUUAUCAUUUCCCUGAUUGCUUGUGCUGGGUAAUAAUGAGCUAUUCUUCGUUAAUCUGUA
Messenger RNA from Rhododendron vialii, 1769 nucleotides. Its product is annotated as benzyl alcohol O-benzoyltransferase-like. The record is from RefSeq and is a predicted model, not a curated record. Gene Ontology annotation, molecular function: acyltransferase activity, transferring groups other than amino-acyl groups. The transcript has 2 exons. The coding region runs from base 179 to 1564 and encodes 461 amino acids. Lineage: Eukaryota; Viridiplantae; Streptophyta; Magnoliopsida; Ericales; Ericaceae.